AUGGAGAGGUGGGGGGUGAGGGUUCUGCUAUAUGCGGAUGAUAUUGUGGUCUAUAUCACGGGAGAGGACAUAGACGAAUUAAGGGAAAAGCUAGAGGGGGCGGUGGGGGCGUUGUUGGAGAAUCUUAAGGAGCUGGGGCUAGGUUUGGCAGAAGGCAAAUCCAAGGUGGUAGUCUUCUCCAAGGCAAGAGAUAGAAAUAGGGGGUUCGGAGAGUUUAGAAUACGAGAAGAACGCUUGGAGGGGGAAGCGCAGGCCGUUUUUUUGGGAAUUACCCUGGACAGGGCCCUCAGUUUCAGUAAACAUAUAGAAUUGGUCUCGAAUAAAGUUAGAAAAAAAUUGGACAUUCUGAGGUUCAUUGCGGGAAUUAAGAAGGGUGUCAAACCAAGUACAAUGCUGAUCUUUUUUAAAGGGUUGAUUAGAUCAGUGAUUGAGUAUGACCUGUUUCUUUUCUUUUGGGAAAAUGAAAGAGCAUUGAAUAAGAUUAUGAGGUUACAUAAUGCGGGGGUUCGUACAGCUAUGGGGUAUAGAAUAACCACCCCUAUAAAUGUAAUGAACACGGAAGCUGGGAUAAUGGACCUGGAAUCCAGAGCGGAGGUAUUGCUAGAAAGAUUUGUGAUGAAACAUAGAAUUAAAGGUAGGGGGGUGGUUUACGAGGCUUUGGCGAGAACCCUAGUGGUGAGAGAGGAAGAGCCUUCGGAGGAGUGGGAUCCGUGGGUGAGGGCAUGGCGUAAAACAUAG
Osmia lignaria (orchard mason bee) is the source of this 738-nucleotide messenger RNA. RefSeq lists its product as uncharacterized. Lineage: Eukaryota; Metazoa; Arthropoda; Insecta; Hymenoptera; Megachilidae. The record is from RefSeq and is a predicted model, not a curated record.